Messenger RNA from Miniopterus natalensis, 789 nucleotides. The record is from RefSeq and is a predicted model, not a curated record. Lineage: Eukaryota; Metazoa; Chordata; Mammalia; Chiroptera; Miniopteridae.
AUGGCACGGAGGGGCGGCGGCCUGCUGCAAACGUGCAGACUUCUGCUCUCAGUGGUUUUAUUUCUGCCACACGAAAUGACAAGCUCUGUGUUAACUGUGAAUGGUAAAAGCGAGAACUAUAUUCUGAACACUCAGCUUGGCUCCGAAGAAUCUCUGAACUGCGCUGUUCAAGACCACACCGGGGACGAGGGACUCCUCUGGUACCGGGAAGGGGGCGCAGUGGAUUUGAAGUCUGAAAACACGGUCAAUUCCAGCGCCGUCUGCGUGUCUUCCAUCAGCGAAAAUGACAAUGGAGUCACUUUUACCUGCAAGCUGCAGAGGGACCAGUCGGUGGCUGUCUCAGUGGUGCUGAAUGUCACGUUUCCUCCCCUCCUAAGUGGAAACGACUUCCAGACAGUUGAGGAAGGCAGUGCUGCGAAGCUGGUUUGCAAUGUGCAAUCCAACCCCCAGGCUCAAAUGACGUGGUACAGAGACAGUAGAGUCCUGAACUUAGAGAAAAACCGUCACCAAGUCCAACAGACAAGCGAGUCUCUCCAACUGUCAAUCGCCAAAGUCAAGAAAUCCGACAACGGAACCUACAGCUGUUUUGCACGCUCACCUCUGCAAACAAAGGUGAUGGACUUUCACCUCAUUGUCAAAGACAGAGGUUCAACUGUGCCCAUAGAGCCCAUUAUUGCUGCAGCCGUUGUGGUCUUUCUGACGCUGUGCUUCGGACUGGUUGCCAGAAGACAAAGAAUAAUGAAGCUGUGCGUAAAAGGUGAAGAUCCUCAGAGAGAAACAGCUCUGUAA